AUGUAGAAUGAAAACAUCUGGUAUAGUAGAAACUGUAUUUCAUUUAGGUCCAUUAACAUACAGAAUGUUUGAUGUUGGUGGACAAAGAACAGAAAGAAAGAAAUGGAUACAUUGUUUUGAAGAUGUUACAGCAGUAUUAUUUUUAGUAGCCAUUAGUGGAUAUGAUCAAUGUUUGGUAGAAGAUAAAGAUUCAAAUCAAAUGCAAGAAGCAUUAAUGUUAUUCAAUUCAAUUUGUAACUCACAAUGGUUUGUAAAUACAUCAAUGAUAUUGUUUCUAAAUAAAAUAGAUAUUUUUAGGGAAAAGAUUAAAGUUUCACCU
Messenger RNA from Entrophospora candida, 319 nucleotides. Lineage: Eukaryota; Fungi; Glomeromycota; Glomeromycetes; Entrophosporales; Entrophosporaceae. The record is from the annotation of a GenBank genome assembly.